CAACAGACCACUCAGACCACUUUUCGUUGAUGGGGUUAUUGAUAGUCAAAUACGGUGAAUUUACUUUAUGCUAGGCUGUGGGAUCCUCCUCCCUUGGAAUGUUUUUUGUCCAGUAUUGAUUACCGCCACCUUGUUCUUCUUGUCUCGCUUGGUCGGAUCACCACUGCAGGCAUCCUUUGCCUCAUACGUGACCACCACUUCCAGCGUAUUCAAUGUAUUUGUGCUGGCACAUGCCACGGCAACUUCGAAACGGGUUGGAAUCUAAUUUCUUUCGAAUUCUAUCACGCUGACCAUCAUGUUGC
Suillus subalutaceus is the source of this 302-nucleotide messenger RNA. RefSeq lists its product as uncharacterized. The record is from RefSeq and is a predicted model, not a curated record. The transcript is spliced from 2 exons. Bases 68 to 265 code for a protein of 65 amino acids. NCBI's taxonomy places the organism in Eukaryota, Fungi, Basidiomycota, Agaricomycetes, Boletales, Suillaceae.